Molecule: messenger RNA, 252 nt
Organism: Nezara viridula (southern green stink bug)
Lineage: Eukaryota; Metazoa; Arthropoda; Insecta; Hemiptera; Pentatomidae
Source: the annotation of a GenBank genome assembly
AUGCUGGCGAAGCUUUCUCUUCCGCCUCUCCCCUCCCCACCACCACAGCUUUCUUCCCGGAUCUCGCCAGUCGGUGGAGAGAGGUCAAGGGUCAAACUGAGCAAGGAAUUUAGGUCUGUAUUGUUAAAUUCAUUUCUUACCGAAAUAAAUAAUUGUUACGAAUCUCAAAGGGGGCGAGUUGAAUGGAUGCAGCACAGCAGACCCAGAAGGAAGGAAUGGUCAGGACGAGAUCCUGGAGCAGCUGACCAUUGA